AUGGAAAGCCCACAGGAUCCCCCCGUCUGUGUGGCCUCUCACCCAACCCAGAGAGUGCUAGCCUUAGGGUUUAAAAGCGGUGCAGUGCGGGUGUUGGCGGUUGAGGGCCCUGCCGUUUGGAUGGAGGCGAACCACCACACCCAUCCCAUUACAGGCAUUUGGUUUGUCUCCUCCCCGGAGGUCGACAAGGAUGCAGCGGAAUCUUGCUCUCGUUAUGCUUCCCCUCAUGAGUCCCAUAACAAGGAGGGUAGUGCUGGCCGCAGGGACCUUCUGAAAGCGACAACUGAAGUUGCCGAGCAAGGGUUUUUGGUGAUAUCCCUUGAUGCAUCUGGUUGUGUUUGCAUCUUUUCUCAACUUCACGAAUUUGCACUUAUUCGGAAGCUGGAGAACCCCCAGAUUGAAGGGGCUCCAGAAGGAGUUCCAUCUCUUGUAUUUUCUGGCGAUGGAUCUAAAGCUGUUCGUUACUUUUCGCCCCAAACCCUAGGCCUCCUUCGCCUCCCAGAGUUCAACUUCGAGGCAGAGUUCUGCCCCUUCCCAACAGCGUGCAAAUCGCUUGCGAUCACUACUUUUUCCUUUUCGGCUUCGGGGGAUGCCCUGUGCGUCUGUGGCAAUGACUCUAGAAUGCGUGUAUUCUCCUUUACGAAGGAUUCAGGCACCACAAGCGUCCGCCAAAGCCGAGAAAUAGCCCUUCUUAGUGGGCCCAUUAGCGUCGCAUGGAUCUCCUCGGCGGGUGUGGAGGAAAGCAGCAUUCCACCCGUCGGCAUUACGUGCGGUGAAGAUGCCCUCAUUAAGGUGUGGAACUUAGCAAAACUCAGCGCUACCCAGGACAACGAAGGAAGCACCUUGCAGGGCGGCAAUGAGUCGAGAGAGGCAGAUGAUUUAGCAUGCGCUUCAGAAGCAAAUGCAAGCCACGGAGAUUGCAGCGGAUCAGCUGCGCAUAAAAGCACAAAUGUCUAUACGGCGACAGGGCUCACUGAGUUCCCACACUUUCAGUCCUUUGCAGGCCACAACAGGCCUCCCUUCUUGGUGCACCUGUUGGGAGACUAUUUGGUGUCUGUUAGCUCCACAGAAACAAUUACGUGGAGGGUCGAAUCCCCUCUUCUUAACACUGCAUCAGAGAUAGCACCCGCCAGGAGCAUUGCACUGCUGCCGCCGAUGCAGGAGGGCUCACGAUCCGCAGAUCCCUUUCCAGGUGAUCUUCAUUCCCUACAGCAGCAACAGGAAAGUCAACGGCAGACGAACUGCGAGCACGUAAAGCUGCCGCAGCCACAACAGCCGCCAACGGCGCACCCUCAACCUCUAAAGCAGCCCCUGCUAAAUCCGCUACAAUCAGUACAGAACACUGUCGGCCUGAAGGCCCUUUUCUGCUCCUCAAACGAGGCCUCUUUGCCACAGUUUUCUUCAGUUUGUGGCCCAGAAAAAUCCAAUCCAAGCCACGCUCCCCCGUUCUGUACCCCCUUUGCGGCGGCUGCUGCCAACGUCCGUGCUGCUGAGACUGCCUCCUCUUCAGCUGCAUUCGACGAAACUCAGGGCACUGCAGCAGCGGCAGCGCAGAGGAUAAAUUUUGGGGGGCCAACCGUUCCGGAUUGUCCCGUACAGGAAGACAGCUAUGAAGCUAAUUCAGCGGCAGUUGUUGAUAACACGAGCAACGCGGAUGUCGUUCGGAUGCAAGGCGAAAAGUCUGAAGCUGAAGGGGAAGUUUCUACGGAAACAGGUCAUGUGUCCGACGUGAAAGUAUUUCCGGGAGUUGUGGGGACGUCCACCCCACUUGAGGCCAGUAUACACGCUGGGCAGCAGCUACCGGUGUCACAGAGGCCGCAUGAGUCGAAUGCUCAUUGGGUUCCCAGAGCAGGAGGCGCUGCAGCUCGUCACGUAAUUGGUACUGCAGUGGCCAGUUGUCGCAGCAGCUGUCUAUGGAGGCCGUUGAAGGGUGGGGAGCCCCUCGACGCAAAAGUUCAAGGAGGAGUUUUGGCCCAUGCGGUUGGGAGCUGGGUGCUGAUAGAAAGGCUGUCUACCCCUGCUGCCUGUCAAGAAGGGAAGUGUUUGGGUUUGCUUCCAGCCCUGUUUGGUCGAUCUGCGCAGCUGCGUGUGCAGCAGCAGCAAGUACCAGCAGACUCCCCCAAGAAAAAGUCUUCAGCGCUCCACUGGCAACAGAGAGGCUCGCUGUUGCUGCAGCAAUGCGCAGCAGUGGCCCAGGCACCCCGAAUUUCCGUCCUAAGACACCCCGUCGUUGGACCAGCGAUUGCCUUCGCUAUCGAUGCCACCACACGACUUGCAGCCACCAUUAGCAUCCUGAGAGUUCCAGACCCCACCGCUUCUUGUGGACGCUCCCUCGGCAGCGGUGGCUGCAGGCACGGCUGCAGCGCAUGCUGUGGCAGCAGGGCUGCUGAUGCCGCUGCUGAGUGUCGGGGCCUUAUAACCAGUUUCUUGGGCUUGUGCCUGUGGAAGGCGGAAGGAGGUGGAGAGCUUCUGGGGGCUGCGCGUCUGGCACGUGCAUAUGGGGAGGCUGACAGCAUCCGUAUGAACAGGCAGAGUGCAACCUCUGGCUUCCCAGACCGCGAUGCAGAAAACUUGCCAGGCAUCUUGUUCUGCGGCUCCGAUCUGGUGGUCACUGCGGGUAUUUCGGAAGCUCUCAAAGGAAUGACGAAGCCGCUGUUGAGGCAGGCCAGAGGGGAAGCCCUGUGGUCACUGGCAAUUAUUGCCGGUGGCUGGGUGUAUGCCUUCAAUUUCGAAGCCAAUGUAUUCAUCUUCGAGCUCUUCCUUGGCGACUUCCUUAUCAGCUCCAUAACGUGCGGUAAAGCGAUGUAUUUGGCCUACAGCACAGGGUCAUUGACUCGGCGAGCAACGGUGGAUUUGAUUCGACUGUUGGAGAUGCAACAGGGACUUGGCCCGCAGUCAGUGGACCUACGGCAACAGGCCGCUUUGCCGCCCUUAGCUUUAGACGCUCCCAUAAAGAGUUUACAACUCGACGGGGAGUCCCAAGAGGCGGCGGCGACCGGCAAUGGGGGCGGAAGGAGCAGCCGAUUGCACCAUUUGUUGAGAGGAACAGAGGCUAGCAGUGAAGGAGAUCCUCCUCUGAUCGCUACGGCAGAUUCUGGGGGUUCCCUACGGCUGUGGAGUCGGUGGCCUCUGCCGCAGCAGCUGGCAGACUUUUCGCUGCCGCACCCGUGCACAGCACUCGCUUUCCUCUGGCGCUCGCUUCUCUUGGGCUGCUUCAAAGACGGAUCCCUAAGGAUCUUUGACACAAACGCCUUUCGCCUCGUCGGUCGCCUUCAGCUUGCAACGACCCAAGACCCACCUGUGGCUAUUGCGUGCCUUGGCGAUCGCCAUGCACUGCUGGCGACGGCCUCAGGCGAGCUCCUGUCUCUCGUCCUUGAUUUAAAAUUCAAGGACAAGGCCGACCCGCCUGCUUUCCCAACUCCCCAAAUAAAGCACGCAAGUGUCUCUAAAAUAGCCAAUGCCCUCACGGCUUGCUUUGGGCCCACCUUCAUGCUGCAGCUGCCGCCUACUACUCCUCGGGGCAGUAGCUGCAGCACAGGGGGUAACAGCUGCAGCUGCGUUGCUCCCAACGCUUCCGCCUCUGUGAAGAUCGUCACGGUUGUGGAGUGCCUCGUGGGGCAGCGGCAGGCAGCGUGGCCUCCAGGGGCGGACAGCAGAGUCCGUUUUGCGCUGUGUCUUUCGGGCGGCUAUUGCUCAGUUGGCGCCUUUGGAGUGCGCUUUGGCCCAGAGGCAGGAGUUACUGAACCGUCUUGCUCGCACCAGCUGGCGGUUUCCCGUGCCUCUUUCUCAGGCAGCAGCACUUUAGUGAUUGCCCGGGGCAUUCUCGUCUACCUGGUGGACUGCGAGGCGCAGCAGGUGCGUCUGCGUGCGUGUUUGCAUUGUUCUAUUGGCUUGAAGGUUCUCAUCUCUCUCACACCUCGAGGCGGGGAGGCGCUGCUGCUGCAGGUGGCUUCUGGGGCGGUGGUCAGCGUUGGCCAGUUCGGCAUUCACCCGAAUCUCCCGCUCUCAUUCGAAACGGACGACCCCCUCUGCCUUGCAGCAUACGCAGAUGACGAGGUUGUGGUGGCCUGCGGCUCUUCCCUGAGUAUGGUCCAUGUGUUCUGA
Molecule: messenger RNA, 4104 nt
Organism: Eimeria acervulina
Lineage: Eukaryota; Apicomplexa; Conoidasida; Eucoccidiorida; Eimeriidae
Product: WD domain, G-beta repeat-containing protein, putative
Exons: 14
Coding region: 1-4104 (1367 amino acids)
Molecular function (GO): protein binding
Source: RefSeq, a predicted model, not a curated record